AUGGCUACCCCAAGCCCCCCAAACCUCUCUAAAACACUCUCCGACAAGGCCAGCAACCUUCUCAAUAAGGUCAACGAUGCUCAAUCCAUCUUCAACCCAGUUACCCAACUCCUAGAUACCUACCUAGGCUCUGAGGAAGUCCGCGCUCUCCCACCGAGUUCACGAAAACUCCUCACCUCCCUUUGCCUUGAGUUUAAGGCAACCAUCGAACAGCACUUCGACGCCUUUGUUACUGGUCAUCCCCCCCCUAGGGGAGCUACUACUCCGCCUGUCACCCCCCUUUCCCCUCCUUCCCCCCCGACCACCACUCACACAAGUACACCCACAAUGCCUAUAGGCCCCAAGCCCUCCUACAUUCAGAAAGCCUCUACUCCAACCAUUGCCCUCACAAACAAGACUCCCUCCGAUAACCGCUUAUUCGUACGAAUCAACCAAAUGCACCCAGCCCGAAGCGCUGGAUCUUUUGCAAUCCUCACAGCCCUAAAGAAAGUCCUCGGACCAAACGCCUCCCUCUUAAGGGAGGUCCAAGAGGUCAAAACAGGCUUCGCUCUCUGCACCAGCUCAACAGCCAAUCUAUUAGCCCUUGAAAAACAGAAAGCCAUUAUAUCAUCCGCAAUCGGAGACUGCAAAAUUGAGGCCCAAGAGAAAUGGACCACUUACCGUCUAAACUACGUCCCCAAGAAAGUCACCAUCUUCAAUGACCAAUUCAAAAUAGACUCCAUUUUAGUUACAAAAGAUACGAUCUCCGACGCUAUAAAGGAAUACUCUGGUCAGGUGCUUACUCACGCUAUCCAAUCCCAAACGAACCCCUCACCUAAUGAGUAUUACUCAACAUGGAUAGUAAGCUUCAAGACAGGAGCAGAACCACUCAAAAAGAACCUGAAGAUUCUAGGGGCCAACAUCAGCACAUCCCUCCUAGUACAAAAACCAAAGAUCACUCAAUGCAAUCGUUGCUUUCAAUGGCACAACGCAAGAACAUGCCUCAAAUCACAAAUCUGCCGCCUAUGCGGUUCGGGAAAGCAUACAGAGAGCAAUCAUACUACCAGUUGUGGUACUGAACACGAGCCAUAUAUAUACAAAGAUACCUCAAGAAAAAUCACCAAAACUCACCCCUCCUACGAAAUCUUCACUCCAUUAGACGAUUGGAAGGAAAACCCUCGUGUCCUUACCUAUAUCAGAAAAGAAAUAGGAAUUCAGAUCAACCAGAUCAGACCGAUAAUCUCCAGAGAUCUAAUAUUUAUACAAUUAAUAUCUACAAAUAAUACAAUAUUUACCAUUAUAAAUAUUUACAACGCUCCAACACAAUGCACAGAUGGCAAUCAAGCCAUCAAGGCACUCUUUGAACUCCAAAACUUCCCAAACAACGCCAUCCUACUAGGCGACUUCAACCUCCACCACCCCAACUGGAAUCCCCUCCAUCCAUCCCCUUCAACGCUAGCCGAACCCUUUGUAGAAUGGUCAAACUCCCGGCAUCUACACCUCAUCUCCCCAAUCGGAACUCCUACUCACUCAAAGGGAAACGUCUUGGACCUCACCUUCCUCUUAGGGCCCUAUACAGCGACACCCUCUCUAAGAGACCUAGAUCAAGCCGCAUCAUCCCUUACACAAGCCCUUACAAAAGCCUAUACAGGAUCUGCAAGAAGAUCCAUAAACAAGCCCCUUCAACAACCUUGGUGGAACAAGGACUAUAUAAAGGCUGUGUAUAAACAUAGAAUCAUCAAUACACCUACAUCCAAACGCUCUCUUUGGAAAACAGUCCGAAAAGCAAAACAUACCUUCUAUAUUACGAAAGUGGAUAAAGUAGAAGAUAUAAACGAUGUAUAUCGAAUAACCAAAUGGCAUCAAUCCACAGGAAUAUACCGUACCCCCCCUUUAGCAGAUCUAUCAAAACAAACCAUUGCAAAUACUAUCGAAGAGAAAAGGGAAACCUUCGCCAACAACCUACUGACAAACCUAGCCGAGGUUGACGACAUCCCAUUCGAUACCCCUACAGCCCCAAGCAGAUCUAUCACCUUCCCUGAUAUAGCUAUACAAGAUAUAGAGCUGGCCAUUUUAAAAGCAGGGAACACAGCACCUGGCGCAGACGAAAUCCCAACAAAAAUCCUACAAGUCGCAUGGCUACAGAUAAAAGAAGUAACCCUAUCCCUUUUCAAAGGCUGUCUACACCUAGGACACCACCCAAAAUGCUUCCGAUUAGCUACCAUCGUAAUCAUCCCUAAACCCAACAAGUCAGAUUAUACCAACCCAAGAUCAUACCGACCAAUUGCCUUGCUCUCGGUCCUAGGCAAAGGCCUCGAAAGACUCAUUGCGAAGAAGGUAUCAUGGCUUGCUCUAAACUACCAAGUCCUAGCGAACCAGCAGCUCGGAGCCCUACCCUUGCGAUCCUCAGUGGACCUCACCACUUGCGUUACACACGACAUUGAGGCAUCCUUAAAACAAGGGUUAAAGACCACCCUGCUCACAAUGGAUGUAAAAGGUGCUUUUGACGCAGUGCUACCAGGAAGACUAGUGAAUCGCCUUCGGGAACAAGGAUGGCCAAACAACCUGGUUAGAUGGGUUCAGUCCUUCGCCACUAAUCGAUCCAUCAAGAUCCGACUAGACGGCGAGACUGGCCCGGAAACAAAGCUAGAAUGCGGUCUUCCUCAAGGUUCACCGAUCUCCCCGAUCCUGUUCAUGCUCUACAUCGCGCUUCUCUUCUGGAUGGGCAAACCACAGAGCAGAUUCGGAUAUGCAGACGAUAUCGCGAUACUAGCGACAUCAAACUCACUACAGACAAACUGCGAUUCUCUAAAAAUGGAUAUACAAGAAACUCUCGAAUGGGGAAAAACCGAAGGUAUCACUUUUGACCCCAAGAAAUCUGAGCUUAUACACUUCUAUAAAGGACACCGAACACUAACGGAUACCCCUGCAAUACACACCGGAUCUAUGAAUAUAGAGGUCAAACCUGGCCCGCUCAAAUGGCUCGGAGUCCACUUCGAUAGGAAACUAUGCUUCAAACCACAUGUCCAGAUCCUCGCAGCCAAAGCCCUCAAGGGAGCCAACGCACUGAGAUCCCUCAGCAAUACACACCGAGGGAUACCCCCAUAUCUCACCAGGAAAGUGGCUGAAGCCUGCAUACUCAAAAAGUGCUAUUUCGCCUCGGAAACGUGGUGGCCAGGCCGAACCAGAACAAAGAAGAAUGCCCUAAACAACCUGAUCUCGAUCUCAAAUGUAGUGGACAGCCAUCUAAGCUUACUCAACAAAGUGGUAAUCAUCUGUACAAGGGCAAUCCUCCCAGUAUACAAAACCACAAACACAGCAGUACUCUACGAGGAAGCCAAACUCAGACCAUCCGAGAUCGAGCUAAACCUGAUUUCACAAUUAUAUGCGGCACGAACCACCAGACUAGACCUUUACCAUCCUCUCAGGAUCAGAGCAGAGAACAUAACCAAAGCCAGAGAAUAUAACCGCACCCCAGAUACAAGAUUCGCAAGGCUCAUCACAGCAUUACCGGAGACUGAACACAUAAACCCCUUGGCCUUCCCACCCUGGGAAAUCAGAGAGUCGAGGGCAGAGGCCGAGGCCCGCAUCAAUGGUCCGAUGGGCAGAACGAAGGCACAAGCAGCCGAAGACUUCAAAGCCUUCCACGCCAAGAUCCCAAGAAGCGAUAUACAAAUCUUCUCGGAUGGCUCAAAAAGUGAAAGCAAGGAUGGCGCAACUGGGGGCGGAUUCGUAAUCUCACAAUUCGAUAUUCAGAUAGCACACCAUUCUUUCUCAUUAGGCACAAAUGCAGAAGUGUUCGAUGCAGAAGCCACAGCCGCAGUAGCAGGGGCAGCAAAAGCCCUCACUCUAGCAUCAACCAAACUGGCCACAGAUCUCUGGAUCUUCUUAGACAACCACGAGGCUGCUCUCCGAUUAGGAUCCCACUUCAAUGGUUCCUCAUAG
Sclerotinia sclerotiorum 1980 UF-70 is the source of this 3924-nucleotide messenger RNA. RefSeq lists its product as hypothetical. Gene Ontology annotation, molecular function: catalytic activity. The coding region runs from base 1 to 3924 and encodes 1307 amino acids. The record is from RefSeq and is a predicted model, not a curated record. Lineage: Eukaryota; Fungi; Ascomycota; Leotiomycetes; Helotiales; Sclerotiniaceae. The transcript has 3 exons.